CUGCGGUUCCAGCCAGGCUGACGCCGCCGAGGCUGUGUGGCGCUCGGCUGGAGCUGCUGCAGCUGAAGGAGUGGAGGCUCCGGGCUCCGCAAACCUGCGUCGACGUAGCUGGAAAAAAGUGAGCGCUGUACCGGAAAUGGCUGCGUAUUCACAAUAAAAUAAAAGGCGGAAGUACAGCUUUAUAGAUUUAUAAUGCGCUAACAUAUAAAUAUAUAGGUAUGAUAGAAAUAGUUCUCAGCAGAAAAAAUAUUUUUUACCUAAACUAGUAGAUCUGACUGUACUAAUCGUAUAAUUAAAAUAUAUCAUUGUGUAAUAGAUUAGUACAAAACAUGCAAGUAAUGUUUUUAUAGGCUUUUAUUUUUUGUUUUCCUUAAAUAAUUUUUCCAAGUGUUUUAUAUGUUACAAUAAGUUCAGCGUAACAGUUUACACCUGUCAUGCAUUUUAGUGGCCGUUGCCCUGCUUUUAUUUUGAAACUCGGACUGGAGUCACUGUUUACUGCGGUUGACUUGACAAACGUCAACACAGCAGCCCUCAGACAAACACGCGUCGGUUCAGACACACCUUCGCUGACCUACUACAGACGGGAAGUCUCUGCACGCACACCUCUGUCUGCGGCGCGCUCCUGACAACACAGACGAUUGAAACGUGACCUGGAGUUCUGGCUGUAUGAGGACUAACCUUCCCUGCAGGAGACUUCGACUCCAGAGGGGAAUCAGAGUUUGCGCUGCUGCCGCAGGAAGUCCAACUCCUCGGCCGGCGCUGCUCGGAAGUAACAUCAGAUUACGAAGAAUCAGUCUGUUUCCACAGACUACCUCUCUCAUUCUUAGAUCUCUGCUUCUGUUCUGCUCUCGUUGCCCAUCACUCCUGCCCUCCAGGGGACCUUUAUCCGUUUAACAGCACCCAUCAGCCCAUCUCGUCAACCCAUAAUGAACUCAUCUACCUCCAUUACGUCCUUGUUCUCCUUCACCAGCCCGGCAGUGAAGCGCCUGCUCGGCUGGAAACAAGGGGACGAGGAGGAGAAGUGGGCGGAAAAGGCCGUGGACUCUUUAGUCAAGAAACUGAAGAAGAAGAAGGGGUCGAUGGAGGAGCUGGAGAGGGCGCUCAGCUGCCCCGGGCAGCCCAGCAAGUGUGUGACCAUCCCUCGCUCGCUGGACGGGAGGCUGCAGGUGUCCCACAGGAAGGGCCUGCCCCACGUCAUCUACUGCCGGGUGUGGCGCUGGCCCGACCUGCAGUCCCACCACGAGCUCAAGGCGCUGGAGUGCUGCGAGUUCCCCUUCGGCUCCAAGCAGAAGGACAUCUGCGUCAACCCCUAUCACUACCGGCGCGUGGAGACUCCAGUGCUGCCACCGGUUCUGGUCCCGCGCCACAGUGAGUUCAACCCGCAGCACAGUCUGCUGGCCAAGUUCCGCAACGCGUCCCUGCACAACGAGCCCCUGAUGCCCCAGAACGCCACCUUCCCCGACUCCUUCCCCGCGCUGCCCUGCUCCUCCUUCCCCUCCUCCUCCCCUUCCUCCUCCUCCUCGCUCGCCCAGUCCCCCACCUCGCAGAGUUACCCCAGCUCCCCCAGUAGCUCCGCGGAGCCCGGCAGCCCGUAUCACAUCGCAGCAGAGACGCCUCCCCCUCCGUACAGCAUGAUGGAGACGAGCCCUCAGGAGGACGUGAAGCCCGGCAGCGCCACAGAAGGCACCAAGCUCACGUUUUCAGCUCCGCACCGAGACCUGCGGCCCGUGUGCUACGAGGAGCCGGAGUACUGGUGCUCCAUAGCUUACUACGAGCUCAACAACCGGGUCGGGGAGACGUUCCACGCGUCGUCCCGCAGCGUCCUGGUGGACGGCUUCACGGACCCGUCCAACAACAAGAACCGCUUCUGCCUCGGCCUGCUGUCCAACGUCAACCGCAACUCCACCAUCGAGCACACGCGCAGGCACAUAGGCAAAGGGCUACACCUGUAUUACGUGGGGGGCGAGGUGUACGCGGAGUGCCUGAGCGACAGCAGCAUCUUCGUCCAGAGCCGCAACUGUAACUUCCAGCACGGCUUCCACGCCACCACCGUCUGCAAGAUCCCCAGCGGCUGCAGCCUCAAGAUCUUCAACAACCAGCUGUUCGCGCAGCUCCUGGCGCAGUCCGUCAACCACGGCUUUGAGGUCGUCUACGAGCUCACCAAGAUGUGCACCAUCCGCAUGAGCUUCGUGAAGGGCUGGGGAGCAGAAUACCACCGCCAGGAUGUGACCAGCACCCCCUGCUGGAUUGAGGUGCACCUGCACGGGCCCCUACAGUGGUUGGACAAGGUGCUCACACAGAUGGGCUCCCCACACAACCCAAUUUCUUCAGUGUCGUAACGCUCGCGGUCCUUCACACAGGAAGUCGUAGAUUCUGUAUGUUUUUCUAUGUCCAGCCUUCUGUCCGAUCGCCGCUCUCGUUACAUCUCAUCCAAAAUGAUACCUGUCGCAUCAAGCCGCAAAGCUGGAAGACUAGAUUUUUAUUUAGCUUAUUUAAGUUAUCGUCCAUGUAGUUGAUGGUCGAUUAGAGAUUGUCCAACUCGAGACCUCCUACUCGACACAGCGUGGAUUAAGUAGAGUUUUGAGUGCGUUCCAAAUCAUGUGACCAAUGCGGCCCAAAGCUUUAAAAACAUGGCAAGCGGACCGCAGAUGAUCUAGAGGAUGAUAGAUGAUCUAUAAGAUAGACUGGUUUCACAUUACAGAUGUCUAUUAUGUAUUUAUGACAAGUCCAAACUGUAAUUAAAGACUACAACUCCAUUUUGACAAGUCACAAUUCCAAUAAAAAUAUUUUUAAUAGUCAGGCAACAGUGCCGUGUGAGCAGCUCUUCUCUGAAGCUGGAGAAUUAGUGAGAAGCUGAUUAAAGCCACGUUUUUUUUUAUUCUACAUUAAGAAAUGUUUGUCAUUUGGUUUAGCAGAAGCAACAGCUCUAUAAUCUGACUAUCAAACAUAUUUCCACAUCAAGGCUACUUAUUAUUAUCCACAGAGAAACACAUUUAAACUCCUUAUUAAAUAGCUUUUAUUUGAGAAUAAAACAUGGACUGUGAUCCUGAACAACCACGUAUCAGUGAGGGUUUAACCGUCAGUUUGCGCUGAUUGCAGUUCUCGCACACAACCAGCAGAUGUCGCUGUUCUGGCUGUGUCAAAUGGUGACGAGUUCAACCCAACUGUGUCAUAGUUGCUCAGUGAUUCAUGAGGCUUUGAUGUCGCCAUCUCUAUGGUCAAUUGCUCAUUCAUUUCAGUACGGUAAAGCAUUUAUCCUCUCUCUUCAUUGGGAACUGUUACGCUCACUCCAAGGUGAAGCAAAUAUGGGAUGUGUUUGUAGGUACUGGGGCAAAGGGGCCCCUAAUCCCUCUGUCUCUGUAGGACGUGCUAUAAAUGUUAUUGCAGUGGUAUGUACUGUAUUUCCACGUAUGGACUAAUAUUUAACUUCAUGUGCAAGUUGCUUUUUUCCUUGUUGCAUUAAAGAUGGUUUUCUUUAAA
Messenger RNA from Betta splendens (Siamese fighting fish), 3480 nucleotides. RefSeq names its product SMAD family member 9 (gene smad9). The transcript has 8 exons. Gene Ontology annotation, biological process: regulation of transcription by RNA polymerase II; anatomical structure morphogenesis; BMP signaling pathway. NCBI's taxonomy places the organism in Eukaryota, Metazoa, Chordata, Actinopteri, Anabantiformes, Osphronemidae. Gene Ontology annotation, molecular function: RNA polymerase II cis-regulatory region sequence-specific DNA binding; DNA-binding transcription factor activity, RNA polymerase II-specific; I-SMAD binding. The coding region runs from base 927 to 2339 and encodes 470 amino acids. The record is from RefSeq and is a predicted model, not a curated record. Gene Ontology annotation, cellular component: heteromeric SMAD protein complex.